Molecule: messenger RNA, 2058 nt
Organism: Cryptosporidium ubiquitum
Lineage: Eukaryota; Apicomplexa; Conoidasida; Eucoccidiorida; Cryptosporidiidae
Exons: 1
Coding region: 1-2058 (685 amino acids)
Biological process (GO): transcription by RNA polymerase I; nucleotide-excision repair; transcription by RNA polymerase II
Cellular component (GO): transcription factor TFIIH core complex; transcription factor TFIIH holo complex
Source: RefSeq, a predicted model, not a curated record
AUGGAAAAACUGGAAUAUUCUUCAAAAGAAGACGACAUAUUAUCAAGGUUUUUAAAUGUUAUAUUUAAAAAAGAAUCAGGUUUUUUGUAUGUAACGAGGAACAAUUUAAUAUGGAUUUCAGACAAAAUUAAUUCCCAGCCAUUCGAAAAUAUUAGUGCAUUAAAAGAAAAUUAUUCAAAAAUUAUCUCACCCACUGAAAAUAAUUUAAAUUACAAUGAUGAAGUUUCUAUAAAUAAAAAUAGUGUAAAUCUAGAAAAUGAUUUUGUUGUAGAAUUAUGGAAAAAUCUGUAUGCACAUAGAAAGAGAGAAGAUAAACGUUUAGUUGGAUUAAGGUUUGAGAAUAAAGAAGUUAAAAACAAGCCUAAACCAGUUAUAUUUAUUGAUGUUAAUCUUACAUUGAAUUCCAAUGAUGACUUUAAUAAUUUUUUAAAAUUAAUGACAGAAUGCCACAACAAGGCUAUUGAAAGAUGUAAACAACUUCAAGAACUUUUAGAAAAAAAAAAAUCCGAAAAAUUUACCUCAAUUGAAAAUAAGAUAUUAGAAUUUAGUAAAGUUGACAAAAAUGACAAUAAAAGAAUAGUCAUAGAAAGAAAAGUUAAACCGAAAGAACAUCAUUCAAUAUAUGAUGAUCUGAAACAAUUAUUACAAUAUAAACCUGAAUUGGAUAAUAUCUAUAAGAGCCUAGUACUAACAGGAAGUAUUUCAUUAGAAUCUUUUAUUGAAAUACAUCGUCAAGAUAUACUUCUAUCAAAAACACAAGAAAAAGGAGUCGAAAAUUCAGAUUUUUUUUUGAAAAAACCACCAAAAGUUACUAUUACAAAUUCUGGAGGUAUUGAUGUAACAAUUACUGCUGAUGAUCUAAAAUCAAUUCUUGAGGAAAUGCCAUCAAUAAAAACAAAAAUUAAAGAAUAUGUUCCCCACCGCUUAACAGAAGAAGAAUUUUGGAAUCGUAUUAUACAAUCUCCACUAUUUUUUGAUUUACUUGGUCAAAAAAAUAUUCUGGUAAAUAAUAGCGAUACAUUAAUGAUUGGUGAGAUUCCCAAAGGAGAAGAAUUAUUAUGUGAGUUAAAUACACUUAAUGAUAACAAAUAUUCGAAUGGAAUAAGUGAAUUACUUGGGAAUUAUGUUAGUUCUGAAAUUAAUCUCUUAAAUAAUGAUACUUAUAAUAAAACAGGAUAUGGUACAUUAAUUAAUAAUGAUUUAAAUAUUGCAUCUGAAAAAAGUGCAAAUAUUAAUACUGGAUUUUUUGAAAGAUUUAAUUGUCAUGGAGCUAAAAUUCUUGAAUUUACAACUGGUAAUAAUGAAAUAUUUAACAGGCAAAAUGAAAUUGAUUUAGAAUAUUCUCAAGAUUAUUUACAAACUGAACCAAAAACAACUAUUGCAAAUAAUAGCCAGCUUUUGGAUAUUAAUCCUGUUAAUUUCUUCUCAUCAUCUAGAAAUAAAUUUGAUAAUGAAAUAAAAAAAGAAAAGGAUAAUAAUAUUAAAGGUGUCAAAUUUAAUUCAAAAAAAAGAAACAAAAAUACCCAAGACUAUAGUUCUUUAUUUAAUAACCAAAUUUCGAGGAAUAUAUUAAUUAAUUGUACAAAACAGAUACAAUAUGAGCAAAUUAAUCAACUUGGGUUGUUUAAUAAACAUAAUUUAAUACAACAAAAGAGUAGUGAGUUCGAUUCAGAAAAUCUGAGUCUUCUAUUUCAAAAGAAUUCUGAAUCCAAUGACAUUAAUAAAAUUAAAGAAGAAAAACCGAUUUGGAUGCAACAAAUACAUCAUGAGCACAUACAAGUUAUUGAAUUAUUAAAGUAUUUUUGGGGAUUAUCAUUGUCUCCAAAAGACAAUGAUGAAAGAAGAAAAACAAUCGAAUCUCUAAAUAAAAUUACUCAUAAUAUUGAAUUACUUGUGCAUGAUAAUAAAAACAUCUCAGCAUCUUCAUUAAGUACAUUUGGGCAGUCUUCAAAUACCAUAAGAAGUAUAUGUUUGCCUAUUUUGGAAACAAUUAAAUCAGCACGUAAUUUCCAUAUUAAAUUAGAAGAAAUAAUUAAUUCACUAUCAAUUAAUAAGUAA